AUGGCCAAGAUCGCGAAGACCGGCCCGCCGGGUGCGGUGGCCAGCUUGACCGCCGGCAAGGACGCGCAUUCCGCGUCGCUCGUUGCCGACCGUCGCCACAACAACACGGCGAAAACAAGCGGAGAGAAACAUGCGCAACCUGCGACCUCCACAACGCUGCCGUCCAAUCGUAGUGGCGCCCGCCAUCCGGUGUUCCGGUUCCCGCGCUGGCUGCCAAUCAGCCCGACGCGUGACGGGCAGAGCGUGUGGCUGACGAACAAGGGCGCGGUCACGGGCGCGGGCACUGCUGAGGGUUGCAGACCGCUCACUGGCCGACUCGGUGUCCAGGGCCCCCGCGCGCGGUGGUGUCCACCGCGGGCCCAAGCCCCGGGCAAGACACCCUUGCCAACCCCUCCUCUUCCCCACAGUCGCAGCUCGCCCGUGGGCCAAAGAGAAUGA
Molecule: messenger RNA, 438 nt
Organism: Thermothielavioides terrestris NRRL 8126
Lineage: Eukaryota; Fungi; Ascomycota; Sordariomycetes; Sordariales; Chaetomiaceae
Exons: 3
Coding region: 1-438 (145 amino acids)
Source: RefSeq, a predicted model, not a curated record